CAUGAACAUGAGCAGCCAGGUCCAAUUGGCUCGGCAGUGCCAACAUGCGCGGCUUUUUUUGGUGUAGCACUCUCCGACGCCUUUGCGAUGAUCCGCCGCCACCUCGACAUCGAACUUCAGCAGCAGUCGCAGGAGGACUCGCUUCACGGCGGCGUGCUCUUCCUUACGACGUACAGCCAAGAAGAAUGGCGGGCAGAUGUGCGGCAGGACAAGGCGCGCUGGCAGAGCUUAUUCGACGCAAGUCGACGUGAAAUGCAUGAAGAUAAUUUUCAUGGUGCACCUCUGCUGCGGCUAUUCAGAAAUGUGGACAUUAAGUGAGCAGCCUUGUUCUGCCGUGUAGCGUGGCAAUAAAGAUGCGUCAUGCUCCUGCUCCUGCUCCUGCUUCGGGGCCAAUUGCUAUUACUGACAAUAGUGCUGCUUCACGGAGACACGUGCCGCGUCCACAGCACCUCUUUGCCCUGCUCGCCUGUCUUGAGCCGACCGUGGCGCAAGGAAACUCUACCGCUACUGCUGCUGUUGCGCUUGCGAAUCUUCGAAUCUGUACCAGGAAGCAACAGCUGCCGCAAUCAUCUCUUCACAGCCCUCCUCUUCUCACACGAGCAACUCCUCAGACCACACUCUCCCUCUCCUCACCGCCGAACCUUGUUAUCCUGCAUGGGCUCAGCAAGUGGCUGGUGUGGGAUGGUGUAGGGCUGGGCGAGCUAGCUGCGUGCCUCUCGCAUGCACUCUUUUUCUGCAACGAGCGCAUGUCCGAGUUGGGGCUAGCCUCAAAGCAGAGGGGGCAGCAGGAUGCGUCGCAGCCGUCGUCACUACCGCCACCGGGCCCGUCGCUCGUCGUGCUUGACGCGCCCGUCGAAUCUUCAUCACUGCCAGCGUACAACGAUGGAGCAGAGCAAGGUGCAGGAACCGGUAGCAGCGGCAGCAAGGAUGAACGGCCUGCCAGGGUGGCAGACGCGCGCGCCGUGCUCGAAGCGCUCGCUCUGCGUUUCUGCGACAAGAUCAUCGAACACGAUGCUACUGCGUCGUCGUUGCCGUUCUCAUAGCGCAAUUAAAUGGAACAGUGAAGAAGGCUGCGUCGU
Messenger RNA from Tilletiaria anomala UBC 951, 1079 nucleotides. RefSeq lists its product as uncharacterized. Lineage: Eukaryota; Fungi; Basidiomycota; Exobasidiomycetes; Georgefischeriales; Tilletiariaceae. The transcript has a single exon. The record is from RefSeq and is a predicted model, not a curated record. Bases 354 to 1043 code for a protein of 229 amino acids.